GGGAAUGAGAGAUGAGGAAGGGCAGAUAAAGUGACAACGUUUGGGAGGGCAGCAGAUCCCCCGGCGCCCCCCGUCUCGGAAAUUAGCCCCGGCGAGGCUGAGCGGGGACUCGAAUCGCCAGGUUAAAGGAGCCAAGAGGUUAAGGAGGAGCUAGCGGCUGGGAGACCGAACGCCAAACUUUGCCGGGCCGACCACCGAUUUGGCGUCGCCGGCCAGGGAACUGAAGGGGGCGGGGGUGGAAUCCCAAGUUGGCCAGUGGGUCGAGACAACCCCGAGGCCGACCCCAGGAGCGGGCUGGGGGAAGCGAGGGAAUCGGCAGGCCUCCAAGACUUGGCCACGGCCCAAGAGGGCGAGGGGGGGCGUCUGUCAUGGAGGAAGACCACAUCCGACAUGGGGGCAGCGUUGAUGUGGAGGGGGGCGUGACCACCGCCUCCGGACAGCCAAUCGGCGGGAAGCCAGACCCCGCGGCCGCCGGGCACCCCACGGGCGAUGGGAAGGGGCCGGAGGGGGAGGCAGGGCGGCCCGAGAGCCCUCCGGCCUCCGCUACGAGCGAGGAGGGCGAGGGUCAGGGGUCGGGAGGCGGAGGCCCCGAGCCGCUGGCCUCGGCAGAGCCCGGGGCGGGCCUGGCCAGCGGAGGGGAGGGGGCGGCCGAUUCGGACACCCCUCCUCCACCUUCGGGGUCACCAUGCAGGCCGGAAGCCUCCCGGAGCGACCCGGCCAGCACCUUCUACCUGGUCAAGUGGAUCAGUUGGAAAGGGGAGAAGACGCCAUUGAUAACCCAGAGCGAGAACGGGCCCUGUCCCCUCAUCGCCAUCGUCAACAUCCUCCUCCUCCGAUGGAAGGUAGGUGAUGCUCCCCCCUCAGCUCCUGUCACACCCUGA
Molecule: messenger RNA, 881 nt
Organism: Carcharodon carcharias (great white shark)
Lineage: Eukaryota; Metazoa; Chordata; Chondrichthyes; Lamniformes; Lamnidae
Product: ubiquitin carboxyl-terminal hydrolase MINDY-1-like
Exons: 1
Coding region: 369-881 (170 amino acids)
Biological process (GO): protein K48-linked deubiquitination
Cellular component (GO): cell periphery; cytosol
Molecular function (GO): K48-linked deubiquitinase activity; cysteine-type carboxypeptidase activity; cysteine-type deubiquitinase activity
Source: RefSeq, a predicted model, not a curated record